AUGAGCCGGGCUCGCAUCUCCAGAGCGGCAGGGCUCGCGCUCCAGAAGCUCGGGCGCCCCUUUCUUCUGCUCUGGGUUUACGUCGUGUGCGUGCUGCCGCAGCCUGCGCCGGGCGCGAGCCUCCCCGCGGCCAAUAGCGAGCCGCAGCCGCAGCAGCAGCAGCCGCAGCAGCAGCACCCGGGCGUGUGUCCGAACGAGCUGAACGCGAACCUGUGGGUGGACGCGCAGAGCACCUGCGAGAGAGAGUGUCUCACCGACCAGGACUGCGCAGGAUUUGAAAAGUGCUGCACCAAUGUGUGCGGGCUGCGAAGCUGUGUGGCUGCGCGGUUCCCCGACAGUCCCGGCUCACAGGGUGAGGGCCAGGGCGGAGGGCAGAUUGCGGGCCGAAGGAGCAGUCUUGCCAGCUGCCAUGGCUUCGUGUGCAGCCAGCAGGGCGCCACCUGUGACGUGUGGGAGGGCCAACCGGUGUGUAAGUGCCAGGACCGCUGUGAGAAGGAGCCCAGUUUCACAUGCGCCUCCGACGGGCUCACUUACUUCAACCGUUGUUACAUGGAUGCCGAGGCAUGUAUUCGGGGAGUCACCCUGACCGUGGUCACCUGCCGCUAUCACCUGUCCUGGCCAUACACGAGCCCCCUGCCCCUGGAUACGACUGCACACCCAACACCCACAUCAUCCCAAGAAGACCCACUUCCGCCUACGCUCUACAGCAACCCCAGCCACCAGUCUGUGUACUUGGGAGGCACGGUCAGCUUUCACUGCGAUGUCAUUGGGGUACCAAGGCCGGACAUCACUUGGGAGAAGCAGACAGACCGUCGUGAAAGUCUUAUUAUGAGGCCCGAUCAAAUGUACGGGAAUUUGGUCAUCACCAACAUCGGACAGCUGGUCAUAUACAACGCGCAGGCGAGGGACACUGGCGUCUAUACUUGUACUGCUCGUAACUCAGCUGGGAUCCUGCGUGCUGAUUAUCCGCUGUCGGUUAUCCGACGCGCCGACGACGACCUCUCGGAUGAUUUCGAAACGAGCGUGCCCAUGGGACGGCCCUUCUCUCCUGCCGACUGUUUGGCAGAAGUAGACCGGAGGGAAUGCGGUCAGCGGCACGUGGAUUGGUACUACGACAACAAGCGUGGUACUUGCCUGGCGUUUACCAAUGGGGGCUGCGAAGGCGGCAGGAACCGAUUUGAGACCUACGAGGAGUGCCGCGCAUCCUGCCAGCGCGAGGGCAUGGGGAUCUGCUCUCUGCCAGCAGUGCAGGGUCCCUGUAAAGCCUGGGAAGCUCGCUGGGCAUACAACUCAAUGAUGAAACAGUGCCAAGCCUUUGCUUACGGCGGGUGCCAGGGCAACGCGAACAGCUUUCGCACCAGAGCGGAGUGCGAAUCCAACUGCCCCCAGCCCAAAAGCCGACCGUGCAGAACCUGCAGGGUAAAGGGCAAAAUUGUGCCAGCCCUGUGCCGGAGCGACUUCGCCAUUGUGGGCCGGCUCACGGAGCUCAUCGAGGACCUGGACUCGGGCAUCGCUCGCUUUGCGCUGGAGGAGGUGCUGCGCGACGAGAAGAUGGGCCUAGCCUUCUUCAACACCCAUCAUCUCGAAGUCACUUUGGCCAAGAUGGACUGGAGCUGCCCCUGCCCUAACAUCACGAUGGAGGAGGGUCCCUUUUUGGUCAUGGGAGAGGUGCAUGAUGGCAUGGCUGUUAUCCAGCCAGACAGCUACGUUCGCCCCAUUACUGAGAGACGUUUGAAGAAGAUCCGCGAAGUACUAGAAAAGAAGACCUGCGAAUUGCUGCAGCGCUUCCAAGACUAGUUUCGCAUUAACGUCUGCAA
This is a messenger RNA of Scleropages formosus (Asian bonytongue), 1817 nucleotides long. It is a transcript of the gene wfikkn1, whose product is annotated as WAP, follistatin/kazal, immunoglobulin, kunitz and netrin domain containing 1. The transcript has 2 exons. Gene Ontology annotation, molecular function: receptor antagonist activity; serine-type endopeptidase inhibitor activity; transforming growth factor beta binding. Gene Ontology annotation, cellular component: extracellular region. Lineage: Eukaryota; Metazoa; Chordata; Actinopteri; Osteoglossiformes; Osteoglossidae. The record is from RefSeq and is a predicted model, not a curated record. The coding region runs from base 1 to 1797 and encodes 598 amino acids. Gene Ontology annotation, biological process: transforming growth factor beta receptor signaling pathway.